Messenger RNA from Polyodon spathula (Mississippi paddlefish), 3316 nucleotides. Its product is annotated as C-terminal-binding protein 2-like. The coding region runs from base 77 to 1408 and encodes 443 amino acids. Lineage: Eukaryota; Metazoa; Chordata; Actinopteri; Acipenseriformes; Polyodontidae. The record is from RefSeq and is a predicted model, not a curated record. Gene Ontology annotation, molecular function: transcription corepressor activity; oxidoreductase activity, acting on the CH-OH group of donors, NAD or NADP as acceptor; NAD binding. The transcript is spliced from 9 exons.
AUUUUUUUUUUUUUUAUUCCUCUUGGAGUUACCCCAGCUGCCUUGGUGUUCUCAUCUUCACUGCAAAGCUGUGUCAAUGGCUCUGAUGGACAAACACAAAGUAAAGCGACAGCGUUUAGAUCGCAUCUGUGAAGGCAUUCGCCCACCGAUUCUGAACGGCCCGAUGCACCCCAGGCCCUUGGUGGCGCUGCUGGACGGGCGAGACUGCACGGUGGAGAUGCCCAUUCUGAAAGACGUGGCCACCGUCGCGUUCUGCGAUGCUCAGUCUACACAGGAAAUACAUGAAAAGGUCCUCAAUGAAGCAGUGGGUGCCAUGAUGUACCACACCAUCACACUCUCCAGAGACGACCUGGACAAGUUCAAAGGCCUGCGCAUCAUUGUCCGGAUAGGCAGCGGUUUUGACAACAUUGAUAUCAAAGCAGCUGCUGAGUUAGGGAUUGCAGUGUGUAACAUCCCCUCGUCCUCGGUGGAGGAGACAGCUGACUCCACACUGUGCCACAUCCUGAACCUGUACCGGCGGGUCACGUGGCUGCACCAGGCCAUGCGAGAGGGCACCCGCGCCAGCAGCAUGGAGCAGAUCCGUGAGGUGGCAGGGGGAGCGGCGCGCAUCCGGGGAGAAACUCUCGGCAUCAUCGGCCUGGGGCGGAUUGGCCAGGCAGUGGCUCUGAGGGCGAAGGCGUUUGGCUUCAGCGUGAUUUUCUACGACCCCUAUCUUCCAGACGGGGUGGAGAGGUCCCUGGGCCUGCAGAGAAUGAGCACCCUGCAGGAUCUGCUAAUACACAGCGACUGCGUGUCAUUGCAUUGCUGUCUGAACGAGCACAACCACCACCUCAUCAACGACUUCACCAUCAAACAGAUGCGGCAGGGGGCAUUCCUCGUGAACACUGCCCGAGGAAGCCUCGUGGACGAGAAGGCCCUUGCUCAGGCACUGAAAGAGGGCAGGAUACGAGGGGCGGCACUUGAUGUUCACGAAACCGAACCUUUCAGUUUUUCUCAGGGUGCUUUAAAAGACGCCCCAAACCUGAUCUGCACUCCUCACACAGCCUGGUACAGUGAGCAAGCGUCCAUAGAGUCGCGAGAGGAGGCUGCCAAAGAGGUCCGCAGAGCGAUCACAGGGCGCAUCCCAGACAGUCUGAAGAACUGCGUUAAUAAGGAGUAUCUGAUGGCAGCAGCUCAGUGGCCAACCAUGGACCCAGCCAGCGUACACCAAGAGCUCAACGGAGCUUCAGCAUACAGGUUUCCAGCAGGAAUGGUCGGCGUCACAGCAGGGGGGCUCCCAGCCGCAGCAGUGGAGGGGAUGGUAGCAGGAACCCUGUCAAUCUCACACGGGAUCCCCCCCGGCCACGCCCCCUCACCCGGACAGACCGUCAAGCCCGAGUCCGACAGAGAAAUCCCAGCGGACCAAUAGCAACGCACCAAAACCACAUUCCUCACCCUCGCCACCUCUAACAGGCAAUUACUGACUUUCCCUUAAAAAAAAAAAAAAAAAAAAAAAAAAAAAAAAACCUGAACAUUUUCUCUGCAGUUCUGUUUGACUUGUGUUUAAUUUCUCAAUGAUUACUACACAUUCUGUUUGUUUCUCUUAAGUAGUAAGCAUUAAUUGCCUAUUAAAGGACUUUUUUUUCUCAUUUUAGAUUUUUUUUUUUUUUUUUUGGUGUGCAGUAUUAAGUGCUGGGAACUUUGCACAGAUCACCUAGUUUAAAACAGAACAGUGUUCUUUUAUAGUGACAUGGAAAAUACAAUCAAAGGAAACACUUGGCCGCUACCAAUCUUAAUUAACAUAGUAAAUAUAUAAUCUAUCCAAACCCGCUGUAGCCCCACAAUAGUUUUCUAUUGAAUGGGUAAGCACUUGUCAUAGCAUUUCUGAUUCCUUCUUGUAACCAUGAAAAUGUGCACCAAAUUAGAAAAAGCAACCACAGAAUCUACCUUUAGGAAGUUUGUGUGUUUUGAAAUGCCUCCUAAUACCAGACCACAUUGUCUACCCAGAUCCUUAUACAGUCAGUCUAACACACACACACUCUUAUCCCUCACAGCUUCGCUCCCAGUCUCGCUCCCCCAGCCUUGUGUUUCCUCCAAUAAACAAAAAAAAUAUUUCUCUGAACAUAGUUCCUCAGUCCUCUCAAUAUGGGAUGAUCUGUGUGCCAUCUGGGUUACAGCAAACAGACUGCACGACAAAAACCUGUGAUCAUUUACAUUUUAAAAGGUGUCUUGUGCCCUGUAUUCAUUACGUUUGGUUCAGCUGCAAUCAGAAACCUCUAGGAGUGUCGCAUCUGAAUAUCUUUUCAAACAGGAACUGGUGUAGAAAAUGAAUGUUCCUGUCCCUACUUGUUUGAGCUCUUAUGUUUUGUUGACGAGGGGAAGGGAGUUUUGUAAUUGUAACUGUAUAGGAUUUGCAGGAGAAACUAUUUUGCAGUGUUUUUUAUAUUCAGGUAUUUCCUUUAAUUUUUUUUUUUUUGGAUCAAAUAUUUGAUUAAUUUUUUUUUUUUUAAUAUUGUGGAAAAUACUGAAUUGAUUUUAUUAAUCUGAUGUAGAAUUUGUUGAUUUGGUGACAUUCCUAGAAGUGUCUGCGGUGGUGACAAAUUUAGAUUUUUAGUACUCGAUUCCAUAUGGCAAACUCAGACAGCAAAAAUUGCAGUUCCUGCUUUGGCUCUUGCAGACGGUGGUAUAUACGUUUAUUCUCCUUUGGCAGAGGCAUUGAGGGGCCACAGUAAACGCCAGCCAAUAUAGGGGCAAUCCCACAAGGCAGAAGAAUGUAAAGCAUCUCCUCCUCAAACUUGAAAAUCCUUGGCAGCUGCCAGACACUUCAAUGACAUGUAUGUAGCGCCCGCCUACUGUAAAUGAAUUAGGCACUUCAGAGCAUUUACACCUACUUUUAAAGAUUGGCUUCCCGAUCUGUACCACAAGAGGGCGCCAGCAGCAAAGUAUAGGUAGACAUCCAUAGCAAGUAUUUCAGGAUGAUUAUGUAUGCUUGGCAGCUGAAGUUGGUUAAGAAAGAAGCAGACAAAUGCUUCUAAAUCCAGGUUCCAGGAGAAGUGAGAUUGUGACUAUCUUGAAUUCACCGAAGCUGAAAACUACCUUGAAUAAUUGGAACCGUAUGAGGGGUACAGGAUGGAUGCACACCAUGAAGCUGGCUUAUGAUUCACAGCAGUUGUAACAAUAAUUGACUACGAUCAAUCCAGGGCCACGCAGGCAUGUCUUGUAGUAUGAAAGAAUUGCCAGGUUUACUUUUUGUGAUUUUGCAGGCAAACCAUUUUAUAAAGCUGUGUGUGUGUGUGUGUGUGUCUAUAUAUAUAUAUAUAUAUAUAUAUAUAUAUAU